ACAGCGCUUGCGCCCUUUGCACAAUCCAGGCAAGGUCGUAGCUAGCUAGCAUUGCAAGGAGCCUAUCUCGCUUAAAAGAUGAUGUCCCUUGCCGCUCGUUCGGGGGCAUUUUCCCCAUACUUGCAGGCAACGAACUAUGCAGUUGCUGGACCACUCAAAGCACUUAUUCCAGGGGUGGUUGUAAAGGGAGAGAAAGUGUUGGUAGACACGAAGAAACCUUUCCUAACCCGCGAGUCCCUGAACGGUCAGAGCCCCAAGACCGGGCCGGCAGUAUCAGUUAGCAUAAAUGCAAAAGCUGCAGUCCGCUUCGCUCACACUGACAUCAAGGUGCCAGAUUUCUCUGAUUACCGUCGUCCUGAGUUGCUUGACCCCAAUAAAUCUUCUCAGGAGAGCAGCGAGUCCAGGAAAACCUUCUCCUACCUUGUCACCGGGGCCACAGCUGUGGUGGGUGUCUACACAGCCAAGACCGUGGCCACACAGUUUAUCUCUUCCAUGAGUGCCUCAGCUGAUGUCCUGGCCAUGUCCAAGAUCGAGGUCAAGCUGGGAGAGAUCCCAGAGGGCAAGAAUAUGACCUUCAAGUGGAGGGGCAAGCCUCUGUUCAUCCGCCACCGGACUGAGAAAGAGAUCGCCGCAGAGGAAGCUGUGGAUAUGGCUGAGCUACGUGACCCCCAGCACGACAAGGACCGCGUCGCCAAACCAAAAUGGAUCAUUGUCAUCGGCGUGUGCACCCACCUGGGCUGUGUACCCAUCGCCAAUGCUGGUGACUAUGGCGGAUACUACUGCCCCUGCCAUGGCUCUCACUACGAUGCCUCUGGUCGCAUCAGGAAAGGCCCAGCCCCACUCAACCUGGAGGUGCCUUACUAUGAGUUCCCAGAUGAGGACACUGUAAUUGUAGGCUAAAUUGCUGGACUGAGAUCACAGAUCAGUAUGUUCGGUAUGUUUCUGUCUGACUCAUUAUUCCAUCCAUUAGCAGGUAUAAACUGUUUCAGGGUGGUAUAUUGUAAGUAAUAAAUGUACAUUUUAUCUGA
Molecule: messenger RNA, 1028 nt
Organism: Oncorhynchus gorbuscha (pink salmon)
Lineage: Eukaryota; Metazoa; Chordata; Actinopteri; Salmoniformes; Salmonidae
Product: cytochrome b-c1 complex subunit Rieske, mitochondrial-like
Exons: 2
Coding region: 79-900 (273 amino acids)
Biological process (GO): mitochondrial electron transport, ubiquinol to cytochrome c
Cellular component (GO): membrane
Molecular function (GO): quinol-cytochrome-c reductase activity; 2 iron, 2 sulfur cluster binding
Source: RefSeq, a predicted model, not a curated record